This is a messenger RNA of Cololabis saira (Pacific saury), 1500 nucleotides long. Its product is annotated as zinc finger protein 239-like. The record is from RefSeq and is a predicted model, not a curated record. Bases 113 to 913 code for a protein of 266 amino acids. NCBI's taxonomy places the organism in Eukaryota, Metazoa, Chordata, Actinopteri, Beloniformes, Belonidae. Gene Ontology annotation, molecular function: RNA polymerase II cis-regulatory region sequence-specific DNA binding; DNA-binding transcription factor activity, RNA polymerase II-specific. The transcript has 3 exons. Gene Ontology annotation, biological process: regulation of transcription by RNA polymerase II. Gene Ontology annotation, cellular component: PcG protein complex; transcription regulator complex.
UAUAAAUAUAGAAAGAUAUAGAUAUAAAGACCACCAUGUAUCGUUAAAAGCUGCUGUUUGACCCGCUCAGGUUUGAUAUUCCGGGGCUCGAACCCCCGACACACCGAGGAUCAUGGCGUCCACCGCGGCAGGGAAGCAGCGGAUCCCCGAGGUGGAGAAGGUGAAGAACGAAGCUCCUGCCGAGGUGCAGAUCACCACCGAGCAGCUGCUGAGAGAAGCCAAGGAGAGGGAGCUGGAACUUCUGCCGCCCAAGCAGGAGAUUACCGUGAAGGAGGAGCUCAACGACUCCAAGCUGAGGAAGAGGAAGAAUCAUAAAGGAAGAUCUAAAAGAUACUGCUGUGAUCAUUGCGAGCAAGUCUUCACCACUUCAUCAAACCUGAAGAUCCAUAAGAAAACUCACACUGGUGAUAAACCACAUAGCUGUGAUCAGUGUGGAGCGGCUUUUACCCAUAAAAGUGCUCUAAUUCGUCAUCAACGUAUUCACACUGGAGACAAGCCUUACAGAUGUGAUCAGUGUGGAAUGGCUUUUGCCGAGCAAGGUCAUUUGACGAGUCACCAACGUAUUCACACUGGUAACAAGCCUUACAGGUGUGAUCAGUGUGGAACAGCUUUUGCCGAGCAAGGUACUCUAACGAGACAUCAACGUAUUCACACUGGAGACAAGCCUUACAGGUGUGAUCAGUGUGGAGUUGCUUUUGCCCAGCAAGGUCAUUUGACGAGACAUCAACGUAUUCACACUGGAGACAAGCCUUACAGAUGCGAUCAGUGUGGAGUUGCUUUUGCCCGGCAAGGUACUCUAACGAGACAUCAACUUAUUCACACUGGAGACAAGCCUUACAGAUGUGAUCAGUGUGGAGAGGCUUUUACCCAGCCCGGUAAUUUGACGAGACACCAACGUAUUCACACUGGAUAAAAAUUGUUCAUUUGUGAUCAGUGGUGAUAUCAUUUUUUUGAGAGUUCAGUUAAAAUGCACCAAUUUAGUUUAGUUAAUUUAGUUUGAAAGAAAUGAUUCUGGUCGUUAUAUUUUAAAAAGCAACAUAUUCUUACAGCUGUAAGAGCUAUUCAACCAGCUGUUAUAACCAGAUGAAAAUGAAGUACAAGAAUUCAAUUCAAAAGUCUUUAUUUUGAACAUGAUGGUAGUGUAAGUAACAGACAUGCUCGAACAUACUUGAGCAAUGAAUGCAAGAGAUUUUUUUUUUUUGUUGAAGCAGCAGCAGUUUUGACAUGUUCAAAAAGAAGUAAGAAGAAAUAAAAAAAAAAACUUCUACCCCUUGAACUCAAUACCAUAGACCCUUAUUACAUGUCAAAAAUCUUGAUGUAUUGAGAAGUUACACAAAUUAAUAUUAAGAAUUUUACACAGUGUAAACAUAUUGUGGUAUAGAUGAGUAUAAAUUUGCAGAUACCUGGGUCAUCAUUGCCAUUUGCAGUUACAUUUCCCUCUAUAUAAACACUAUUUACCAUGAGUCCCUGUAUUCAUCUAUACAUAAAAGCAUACAUUAU